Messenger RNA from Pelobates fuscus (common spadefoot toad), 1109 nucleotides. Its product is annotated as gastrula zinc finger protein XlCGF17.1-like. The transcript is spliced from 2 exons. The record is from RefSeq and is a predicted model, not a curated record. Lineage: Eukaryota; Metazoa; Chordata; Amphibia; Anura; Pelobatidae. Bases 72 to 983 code for a protein of 303 amino acids.
AUUUAAGUUUGAGGAAGUGGCCGUUUACUUCUCCGUAGAGGAUCGGGACUGUUUCAAUCCAGAAGAGAAGAAUGGAUCUAAUGAUGAAUUACCAGACCCUCAGUUCUCUAGGUGUUUCCACAAGCAGAAGUUCUCCUGAAGGACAUGAAAAGAACAGGAAUACAUUAGGCAUAAAGAAAUCUUUUAAUGAACGAGCCAAAGGUUCCAGCUCUCAAAAAUCAAAUAAUGUCUUGGAAUCUUAUAUGUCUACAAAUGAGAUACUAAACAGCAAACCAAAGAAUUUAUGUUCCGAAUGUGGGAAAUGUUUCAGCCAGCACUCAAAUCUGGUUAUACAUCAGAGAACUCACACAGGGGAGAAACCUUUCUCAUGUUCCGAAUGUGGGAAAUGUUAUAGCAGGCACUUUAUUCUUGUGAAUCAUCAAAGAACUCACACAGGAGAGAAACCUUUCUCAUGUUUUGAAUGUGGGAAAUGCUUUAGCCAGUACAUAAAUCUUGUUAGUCAUCAGAGAAUUCACACAAGAGACAGAACUUUUUCAUGUAGUGAAUGUGGGAAAUGUUCUGUUACUAAAUCAGCUCUUAUUGACCAUCAGAGAAUGCACACAGGAGAGAAACCUUUCUCGUGUUCUGAAUGUGGGAAAUGUUUUAGCAGGCAUUCACAUCUUCUUAGUCAUCAGAGAACUCAUGCAGGAGAGAGACCUUUUUCUUGUUCUGAAUGUGGGAAAUGUUUUAGCAGGAACUUUCAUCUUGUGAAUCAUCAGAGAAUUCACACAGGAGAGAAACCUUUCUCAUGUUCUGAAUGUGGGAAAUGUUUCAUCUCGCAAUCAAAUCUUGUUUGUCAUCAGAGAACUCACACAGGAGAGAAACCCUACUCAUGUUUUAAAUGUGGGAAAUGUUUUGGUAACCGUGGAACUCUUUUUAAACAUCAGAAAACUCACACAAAACAGACAUUUUCUGAAUGUGGAAAAAGUUUAAAUGUUAUAUAAGAUUUUUUUAAGGCAUCAAUGGAUUCCCAUUGUAAUUAAAUGUGUUUUAUUGUGAAUGAGACAUACUUUUUAACUGUAAAUAUAAAAAUAAAAGAAAAAAGGAGCCAAUUGUGACAAUUGAGUAAA